Messenger RNA from Porites evermanni, 8650 nucleotides. Lineage: Eukaryota; Metazoa; Cnidaria; Anthozoa; Scleractinia; Poritidae. The record is from the annotation of a GenBank genome assembly.
AUGAAUCCACAAUUCUGCCGCCCAUUUGUUAUGAGACCCAAGCUUGUCCCUGUUGUUGUUAGACCCACUGUUCCAGCUGAUUACAGAACAUUUGAUCCACCUUCUCCUACAUAUAACAUUCCUCUGUUUCCCAUCCCUCUUACUGCUGAUGCUGCCCUAACAACACGAAAAACCAGAUGGGAACUAGAAAAGCUGGGCAGUCCUACUGAUGGUUGGACUAAGGAGUUGUUCUUUGAGCUUGCAGCACAGAAGAACGGUAUCAGAAUUGGAAAAGAGCAGAAUAAAGGUGAUAGAAAUUACUGUAUGUGUUUGGUCCACCGUUGUUUGGUCAAACCUCUUCUAUAAGCUACCUCUAAGAAAUGGCCACAAGGUGUUUUCCUGAUCACCAUUUAUUUUUUUUUAGAUUUCAACCAUGGUUGCAACUUAGUUGUUGUUAAAGUUGUUGUUUUUCCUCAAUUUGAUUCCAUUCUUUUAAAUCAUAAAAAUGAUGCCUCACUAUUACUUUGGCUUCCCUACAGCUUGUAGGUGCACUUGAAUUUUCAUUUUAUAAUGUGUGAUGGUGCCUGCAAGGAGCUACAGUGUAUUAGAAGUACUUUUUAUAUUGUUAGAAAUGACUCCUGGGUUCAAACCCUUCACAGGUUAAUACACAGUAAUGAUAUAAUUUUUUGUCCUGCAAAGUACAUGUACUGUUGGUUAAUAGUGGUUCACUGACCAUAGGACUUUAUCUCUCCUUGACAGCGGGAGCAACAGCAAAGCAGAGUGGUUCUCUGGAGGACUUUAAAAAGAUUGCUGAGAAAAAUGGAAUAAUUGUUUGCCCAGCAGGUAAUGAAAUACUUAGAAAAACCUAGAGGUGUGAUAUUAUUACAGUUGUACUUGGAUAUUCUAUAAAAUUAGUAUUGGAGAUGAUCAUUAAAUACGAGGUACAUGUACAUCACACAUGAUUUGAGACUAUUUGUGGCUCUCUUUGGCCAUUAUUGAAAACAUAUAAAAGGAUUGUAACUUGUCAGCUUUUCAUCCAGAAAUGAACUUAAAAUCUACCUCUUCUUAUUACCGGAGCCAAGUAAUUUUGAGGGAGAAAAAAGAUACUUGUUAAUGAAUCGUACAAGCCUUAUAACAAGAAUUACACCUGCGGAAGAUACUGGUUCCAUUUAAGUGGCUAUAGACCUCUUUAGCUUGUAUGUUUUGUUUUCCCAGUACAGGUCAUGUGUUAAUACUCUAGAGAACUAUUUCUUUCAAGUUUUGUUUUAUUCACUUGCAUAUGUGUGCAUAAUUUAUGAAAAGAUAAGGGUCAAGUUCCCCUGGGACUUCUAUUGGGACAGCAAAACAUACAAGGUGAAGAGGUCCACUGUCACCAGCCAGUACUUUUUCCUUAUUGUGUCAGCUCCUCUAUCUAAUGUUUCUAUUUACUGGGUAAAAUGUCCAGUGGUUGUUACUGGAACUGAAAGGCAUUAUUAUAAGAUGAUAGGGAUUCAGAGAAUUUUUCAGGUAGACAUUUGAUCUGCAGUAUUGUUGCAUGUUUCUCAGUUUAGCUCUUGUUAAAAGAAAGAGUUUCCUCAGGGUUCGCAAAUACGCCAAAUUUGGCGUAUUUUAUGCCAAAAUUGUUCAGAUGACUCCACUGAUGUUACAGAGGGAGUCACUUCGACUCCAAAAAUUUUCGGUAACAAACAGGGAGCCACUUCGACUCCAGAAAUUUUCGGUAACAAACACAGUUUUGUCCUUACCUUUUUCACAACAAAUACAAUUUACAUUAAUUGUAAACAUUGUAAACCUUAAUUAAAUCAUCGAAAUUAAAGAAUUAUACUGCACGAUAAAACAGGAAGAGGGUAAAUUACGAUCAAAGUUUACUCGAUGACCGCCAUCAUGGAUUUGAGCUUUCCAGGUCAGCGGACCACCACAGCUACUUCGUGUGUCCCUCACUAUAGUGUAUACAUGCUCGGACCACAUGCUGGAAAGUCUGAUACUUGACUCCAAAUAUUCCAAAAUGACUCCAAAAUUUGUGAAGCAGAAGUCACACUGACUCCUCUCAUCAAUAAAAUUUGCAAACCCUGGCUUCCAGUUUGGCAUGGUACAUUGCAAGGGCAAACAGUGCAAUCUUAGUUGCCCUUUAAAAGAACUAAUAUAUUCCUGUUCUAUAAUACCAGCAGGUUCAAAAGAUAAAGUAGCGGUCACUAGUGCAUAUAGUUCAGUGGUGAACAGUACAUCAGAUGCUAUUGGGGGAGAUGAAGGAACACUCAUUUCUACAACAUUGGCACAAGUUGUGUUAUCAAGCAGCAGUUUGUCAGCAGAAGCAGAGAGUUGGGAAAACUCUUGUAGAGAGACACAUGUUGGAAAAGUAGAGAANUCCAAAUAUUCCAAAAUGACUCCAAAAUUUGUGAAGCAGAAGUCACACUGACUCCUCUCAUCAAUAAAAUUUGCAAACCCUGGCUUCCAGUUUGGCAUGGUACAUUGCAAGGGCAAACAGUGCAAUCUUAGUUGCCCUUUAAAAGAACUAAUAUAUUCCUGUUCUAUAAUACCAGCAGGUUCAAAAGAUAAAGUAGCGGUCACUAGUGCAUAUAGUUCAGUGGUGAACAGUACAUCAGAUGCUAUUGGGGGAGAUGAAGGAACACUCAUUUCUACAACAUUGGCACAAGUUGUGUUAUCAAGCAGCAGUUUGUCAGCAGAAGCAGAGAGUUGGGAAAACUCUUGUAGAGAGACACAUGUUGGAAAAGUAGAGAAUGCUCCUGAGGCUACUGGAAGUGCAAGUGAGUUUGAAGCAGAGGUGGAAAAAGAAAUGAAUACUGUGUUUCCUGUGAGUGAUCUUUUCAAGAAUACUGUGGCAGGGAAUUGCCUCAGAAUUGAAGAAACAAAGGACUGUGAGAAAAUUCAGAAAGUUCAGGGUUACAGUGUUUCUAAGGAAUGUGAAGUCAUCGAUGAGGAAACUGUACACAUUGUAGGAAAACUGUCCACAGAAAAUAAACCUGUCACAGGGUCUUAUGAACCAGUUGUGAGUUUUGAAGCUCCAGGAAAACCUGAUGCACUUCAGUGUGAAAGUUUUGAAACAAAAACUCUUGAAACAAGAAUGGGAAAAACAAGUUCAAAAGAUGAAUCUGAAAACCUAGAUGUAGAGAAAAAAGAAGAGAGUUUUGAAACUGACAAGGCAUCAUGUGACACUGCUGCUCCUUCAGGAACUGUGCUCGCAAGUGAACAUGUUGCAGCAGGUGAAAGGUCUUUGACAGAAGCUGCUCAAAUCAAGACAUUUCAAGAACUUGCUGGCCUCAAUGGUAUUAAGGUUGGCAAUGUUUCAGGUGAAAAUUAUUCAACUACUAAUUCCUACAAAGAGCUGGUCUCAGGGGCUGAAAGUGUAGCAGAUACUCAAGACGACCAAGACGCUCAAAUUGCCAAAUUUCAAGAAAUGGCUAGAUUGAAUGGGAUUAAAGUAGGUGAUGGAAAUCCUAGCAAGAACUCUGGUGACAGUUCUUUGGAACAGCUUGAAUUUAUAAUGAAUCAGAACGCACAAGGCAGUGAUUAUUAUACAGACAUGUACACAUGUCCUUAUGAGCUGGAUCCAGAUCCGCAAAUUGCCUUGUUUCAAGAAAUUGCACGUUUGAAGGGUAUUAAAGUAAGCAAUUCAAGAUCUUCAUCGCAUUGCUCUAGUUCGCCUGCUCCUAGUGAAGAUCUCUUCUUCCCUCAAGAAGACAUGCUUGAUCCCCCAGCAAAGCAAUCUGUUGUUACAAAGAGAGGUGUCUUUGAGGAACUGGCAAAAAGAAAUGGAAUAAAAGUUGGGAAAAGCACUGAAACACCUGUUGGUGCAAAAAAGUGUCGUAAUGAUUGCAUUGCAACACCUCCAGUUACCAGUGUUACACAAGCUAGUACGCAAACUGAUGUCACCGUUGUGUUCGAUCGUUGUUGUCAAACAGGCAUGGAGACUAACAAGACCAUAGGGAUUCAAGUGAGUGCAUCCAAAGAGGCUUUUGAAGAGGAGUAUCUGCUAUGGAAACUUGAUGACAAAGCCACUGAAGAUGAAGGAGAUGAUUUGUGUUAUAAAGAUUUGUACUUUGAUGAAAAGAAAUUGCGGGAAGAACUGAAUACAUGUCUUCAAAAUGAAAAGGAUGUGUCUGCCAAUGCUAGACAUAACCACAAGCGAGUUAUGGAUCAGUUAAAAGAGGAUAUUAGUGGGAAAUCUGAGGAAGUUGAGGUGAGUAUAACUUACAUGCACACAGCAAACGUUCAGGCAAGGAUUACUGUGAGGUGCACAGCCUAUCUUGAACAUGCACAUUGUGUGCAUCUUCUUAUCCUGCACCCUGUAUUAUUUUCUUUUGCUUUUGGUUUGCAGGCACAUUGUCAACAGACUGUUUAGAGCAAAGGCUUUUCUUUGUAGCAACAAUAAUUUUUAUUGUUUUUUAGAAAAAUUUAAACACUAAAAGGUGGCAAGGGUACACUUGACAGACCCUUUCUGGGCUCUAACUGAGUUUAUCUAAUCAUUAGAAGUUGUUAUACUUAAAACCAGAUUGUCUCUCUUUGUUUUCAGAAACUAAAGAAAGAUCUCAAAAAACUUAAAAGACACAAAGAAACUGAAAUCAAACGAAUAUCAAAGGAGCUGAAGUCCAAAGAAGAAGACCUGGAGGCGACUAAAAUUGCCCUACAACUCAAGGAAGCUGCGUUGGAGACCCUGAGGGUAGUAGCUCAUGAGCAAACUGCUAAGCUGAAGUCUCUGGAAGAACAACUAGAUGAUAUGAAGACAACUCUGUUAGCGGCCAAGAAGAGCAAUGACUGUGAAGCAUGGUUGGUAUCUCUUUCUACAGUUUUCAUCUACUAACCUGUUGAGAACCUUUGAUUUCAAGGGCUCUGUCAAACGGGUCAAACGGCAUCUAGCAUUAGUAGGUCCAACAAAAUUGGAGGGUUUGAAAAAACUGGAAUUUCAGCUUGUCCUUUGAGCAAGCAGCUCUUGCAUUUUGCUUGCCCAAAGCCUGCGAGCAAGCUCUCUGGGGUGCUCUGGCGGUGGGGCAGGAAAAGAAAGGAGAGCUUGCAACUACAUCUAUGGAAUUUGAAUAUCUGCAUUAAAAAAGUCGAUACAAAAUGCUGAUUGGCAGAGGUGACAUUGAUAAUGAUGUCAUUACCCUUGGCACAGGUUUUUCAAUGUUUGUUUACAUUCGGGGUCAUUAUACCUUCACGCCGAUUGGCGGAAAUCUGACAUUUCAGUCAACGGGGAGCCACAGGGGAAUUGCAGGUGGAAUUCAAAUUCCAGAGACGUAGUUGCAAGUUUCCUUCCUUUUCCCACCCCACUGCCAGAGUGCCCUGAAGAGCUAGCCCCAUUCACAGGCUAGCUUGCCCAGGGCGACUUCAUGGUAAUGUGGUUUUCGUAAAGAGACAGUCAUCUUUAUUAAUCUCCUCUUUUUUUCUCCUCAGCUUGAAAAGAAAAACAGAAGCUGAAGGUGAUGGUGAAACUACAGGCCUCAAGGGCAGUGACCAGGAGAAACAGAAUAAUGAUGGCUGGACAGUUAUUGUAGGGAAAAAAUCAAAGAGUCCCAUGAAUAAACCAACCCUUGACAGAAAAGAACAGGCUGUGCAGCAACAUAAAGACGUGGACCAAUUGUGUGAGAUUGACUUGACAAGUCCACCUCGUUCAUAUAGGCAGUCUGUUGGUCAGAAAUCAAGCGUCAGUGAUGAGCAAGAUACCAGCUCAUGUAAUGCUGAAUCUUCUGAGUCAACGGGAGGCAACAAUGCCUGUGGUGAAGCAAAACCCCCUAUUAGUGUGACACCCACUCAAGUAGGAAACAUCACAAGGGCAGAAAAUUUGAAAGAAGUGCCAUCAACAUUGUCAAGUUCGGCUCAAGAACCACUUUUGUCAUCAGAAAAAAAUCAGCCAACUGUCCCCAGCGAUACCAAUUCAAAUGGACAACAGUUUCCCAUGAACAUACAUUCUAGUAAUGGUCAACAACCAGUGCCUAUGAUUGCUCCACCAGGGUUUCCCACACCAGCUACUCCAUUCCCUGUCGUUCCUCCAGAACUGUUAUCCCAGUAUUUGUGUAGCCUGCAGAUGAUACAAAACGGUGUUGCUUCAGGUGGUGGGCUGCCUAAAAAUUCUGCACCACUACGCCGUCCCCCUGGUCUUAACACUGAGCCUGUACCAGAGGGGGAAGCACCGGAGCAUUCCCCACCCCCUGCCCCUCCCUCCGCGGGCAAGUUCUCCUCUUUUGACAAGCUUAUGGAGGCUCUCCAGAAGAGGUUUCCUAGCAAAACCAGGUAAAUAUCAGUCCAGAUUGUGUUUUUGCAAACAUUUUGUCAGAGGCUUUUAUUUUCAUUGUUCCAACAAUUGCUGCAAAAUUAAAUUGCUAUCAGCGAAAAUAUCAAGAGAGUUUGUAAAUAGCAGACUAUCCAGUCUAUCAGUACUGAUAUGUCUUGUCGGUCUAGAGAUCCGUAUCUCUCUUUCAAAUCUCAACUUCAAUGUCAGAAUCCUCGUUCAGGGUCAUUGUGUUGUCAUUGUUCCCCUUUUUUACUUGAAACUUGACAUUGAACAAGAUGCAAUGCGCAAACCCUUGGUAAUCAAGCAAGAAACUGACUAAAUUGAAUGAUUUUGCUCUUUUUUGCUAUUCCUAGUAUAUUGGAAUAACUGUCAAGGGGGCAUCUAUUAGACAGGGCGGUGUUAAUUGGAGAGGAGCGUCUAUAAUUACAAACGUAAGGUCGUAGAGAGAGCGUUUAUUCGACAAUAGGCGUUUAUUUGAGAUGGGGUGUCAGUGAGAUCACUUUUGGUAAUUUCCACUCACCGGUUACAGUGUCACUUGCACACUCCCCUUCCCUUUGCAAGUCAGUCAACAUGUAAUCACCGCCACGUAAAGGAAAAGAAGGUGUGAAGACCUGAUGCGUUGUAGACUAGUGUUUGUGCCAUCUCUAUUCAGGCAGGAAUUAAUCUUGUAUCUAAAGAAAGCAAAGGCAGUCUGUGGUUCAGCGGGCUUCAGAGGCAAGCAGAUACCUGAUGUGGUCAAGUGUGUGGAGGACUUGGUUGAGCUUGAGGUAUUGUUAAUCUUCCCUUAUCUCCUCUCUGCUAGUAUUAGCUAAUAUUAAUUAUAAGCGUUCAUUCUAAAGUUCUACAUAGUGGCACAAAUGUCCAACUGUCUGUAAGAACUGGACAUUUUCUAAAUAGAAAGUAUCAUUAUUUCAAGGAGUAACUAUUUUUUGUUACAAAGACAUUGAAUGUUUUUCCGGUGUUGACUAGUGUCUCAGUCGUGGUCCUUUGUUUUCAAUUCAAGAUGGUUUCUUAGCUUUAGGUUUGGAUUCGUCAGUGUAUUUUUUUUAUUUUUGAGCUCUACCUCGGGUACUUCUGGCUUAAUCAGAAGCAUUGUCAUUGAAGAAUUUUCGCAGCACGCCAUAAUAAUCUAGGUUGAACUGAGAUUUGUCAGUUGUCGUGUGAUGUGUUAAACUGGAAAAACGACACAGUGGCCACAGCUUCAACGAUCCACCAUUACCAAGUUUAACGAGAUGGGACAUUGUGAUGCAUUUGUUUGUCUGUUUUUUGCGUCAGUUCGGAGGUGUUGCCAUGUUGGCAGGUGGGGACUUCAAGGCCUGGGAACGCCCCCUUCCUUUCAUGGGGAGAGAGUUCAUGAACCCUUAAAAUCCCAAGGGUGACCAAGAUCAAUUUUCUCCUAACAAUAGAGAGCUUAAUUUUCUGAGACGACGACCACUGCGAUUACGAGAUUUUCGCAGCACUAAGUAGUGCUCUUUUGGACCGUGAGCCAACGUCAUUUUGGCGGGAAAACGUGAUAGCCGUCGUCAUUCUACUACGAGUUUUAGCGAGAAUGUCGCAGCGGCGGGAACAAGUUAUCAAAUUUGAGAAGUUUAAUCAUUUUGCGACCGGGAAAAGGCUAAACCUUCUCCAAUAAAAAUAACUGCUCUUAUUUUUCAGGUGAAAAUAGUACGAUGAAGGUUUUCGUGUUGAAUAUUUUUGAGAAUACGCGCAAAAACUUUAAGUUAAAUCUCGUAUUCGUUCUCGUCUUCUUAUCUAAAGCUCUCUAAUAUCAAUACAUUAUCCAGUGGAGAGGUUAUGAGAAUUGACAAAAUGAUCAUCUAAGGGAAAAUGCUGCGAUCUUUUUUCAAAUUCUCUCAACUAGUUCCGUAUGGAAAUGUGUGGAGAUCAGUAUGGAGAAUUUGAUUAUGGAUAUUGGACCUUAAAGGGUUGAUAAUAGAACUCCUGUGUCCAGCGUCGGUGUAGUUUAGUUUUCUAGUACUGUAAAGUUGCGUGAUUUAACUACCAUUUCCUUAAUGGCCACGGAAUUAGUUAAAGCAAGUGAUUUCUCUGUCGUCUUAUUUCUUUGUUUACUUUAUUUUUAUUUUCUUUGUUACAGGGAAGUCAAGAAUCAGAGGGAAGGCAGGAGUAGCCUACUGAUCACUUAAAUACCUCGUUGUUUUGUUCAAAAGCAUUUCCUUUGGCUGGCGGCUAUUCUUGAAGCUUGCUCCCAUCUACAGUGGUCGUGACUAUGAGUCCUCUGUAGGAAAAGUAAUAACUUGUUGAUGUUCAAAUGCACCGUUAAACUUUGCUGGGCACAUGACCGAUUUUCAAGUUAACAAUACUGUUGAGUAGCCAGAGUUAUGCUUCUGGUAAGACCAAGCUGAAGAACUGAAAGAAGUUUUCGAUUGACAAGUCCAAACGCAAAUAUUCCGCAAGAUCAUUGUUAAA